AUGAGGCCAAACAAAAGGUACGUGCACCUCCUUGUGUUGCUGUACACGGUUCACGUUUUGGCUUCCGUGACUCAUUAUUCCAUCCCCGAGGAGCUCAAAGAAGGAUCCGUUGUUGCCAACCUUGCGAAUGAUCUCAGCUUGGAUGUUGCAAGUCUGAUUAGACGAAAAAUGCGUGUCGACAUUAUUGCCAACAAAAAAUAUCUGGAUGUGAACAAAGAGACUGGGGAACUCUAUAUUGUGGAAAAGAUUGACAGGGAACAUAUUUGCAACACAAAAGGGACGUCAUCAUGCUAUCUCAAGCUGGAAGUGACGCUGGAAAACCCACUACGAAUUUUUAACAUAGAAUUAGAAAUACUAGACAUGAAUGACAACGCCCCUCAGUUCAGACGAGAGGCCAUUCAUUUGGAUUUAUAUGAGUCCACUCCAGCAGGGGAGAGAUUCUCUUUAAGCAAUGCAGUCGAUCCUGAUGUGGGGAGCAAUUCAGUGAGCACCUAUCGUCUGAGUGAAAGUGAGCAUUUUAAUAUUGAGGUUCAGACAGGUAGAGAUGGAUCCAAAUUGGCAGAUUUGAUAUUGAAAAAGACAUUAGACCGAGAGCAGCAAGCGUUGCACAAUUUAAUACUAACGGCAGUAGAUGGCGGUACACCUCCACGUUCUGGAACCGUCAGUAUUAUUGUUCACGUUUUAGACAAUAAUGACAAUGCCCCUCUGUUUGAUAAGUCUAUUUACAAUGUUAAAAUAAUGGAAAAUUCUCCUAUCGGAAGCCUUGUUAUUGAUCUAAAUGCUACUGACUUGGAUGAGGGAUCAAAUUCUGAUUUAACAUACACAUAUAGUUUAUAUACACCGGAGAAAACACAAAACACUUUUAAUUUGAAUCCUUCUACUGGCGAGAUUACUGUUAAAGGAAUGCUGAAUUAUGAAGAUUUUAGGAUUUAUGAUAUGGAAGUUAUAGCAGCAGAUAAAGGUGUCACUAGUUUAUCAGGACAAUGUACGAUCAAAAUCCAAAUUGAGGACAUGAAUGACAACCAUCCAGAAAUAUCCAUUAAAUCUUUUCAUACUCCUGUUAGUGAAAACAUUGAUGUUGACACAGUGAUAGCGGUGGUCAGCGUGAGCGAUAAGGACUCGGGAAAUAAUGGAGUGGUGGACCUUCACAUUCCACAUAAUAUGCCUUUCACACUGAAGGAGUCUCCAGAUAACUAUUAUAAGUUAGUAGUUUCCGAGCCAUUGGACCGCGAGAAGGUUCCGGAAUACGAAAUCACCUUCACUGUUACCGACAGGGGCUCCCCUCCUUUAAGUGACAAUGAAACCAUGACUUUGCAGCUGCUGGAUGUCAAUGACAAUGUCCCACACUUCCCUCAGUCCUUUUACACCAUCCGCGUGAUGGAGAAUAACGCUCCAGGCGCCUUGCUCAGUUCCCUCAGCGCGUUUGACCCUGACCUCCACGAGAACCAGUACCUGGUUUACUUCAUCCUAGAGAAGGAGAUUGCCAACACCUCCAUGUCCAUGCUGUUCUCCAUCAACCCAGAGAACGGCAACCUUUACGCUCUCAAGACCUUUGACUAUGAGAUGGAGAAGGAGUUCCUCUUCCACAUUGAGGCCCGAGACUCGGGUUCUCCUCCGCUCAGCAGCAACAUGACGGUCCACAUCAUCAUCGUGGAUCAGAACGAUAACGCCCCUGUGAUUGUCUCUCCAUGGCGUGCGCACGGCUCGGUGGUGGAGGAGAAGAUCCCCAGAUCCACCGAUAAAGGCUCUCUGGUGGCCAAGGUGAUCGCCUUGGAUGUGGAUUCCGUGCACAACUCUCGCGUCACCUACCAGUUCCUGCAGGUGACGGACGCCUCCUUGUUCAGUCUGGACCAGUACAAUGGAGAGAUCCGCACCAUGAGGAUGUUCAGCUACAAGGAUUCGCGCCACCAGAGAUUGGUUGUGGUCGCCAAGGACAACGGGGAGCCGGCUCUCUCGGCGACAGUCACCAUCAAGCUGUCCACGGUGGAGAUGGCCGUCAAGGCCUACUCGGACAUGACCGAGGUGCCUCUGGAAUACGACAUUUUCUCCGACCUCAACCUGUAUUUGGUCAUCGGUCUGGGCUCGGUGUCCUUCCUGCUGCUCAUCACCAUCUUGGUUACCAUCGUGCUCAAGUGUCAGAACGUCAAGCCCAGCAAAGCGGCUCCUCCCUGCAGGAACAGCGUGAUUAGCGAGCGGAACUCCACCAUCGCAGAUUCCACUCUGGUGUCCAAUGAUGCCUACUGGUACAGUCUCUUUCUGGCCGAGACCAGGAAAGGAAAGCUGGUGGUCAGGCAGCCUAUGCCGAAGGGCUCCAGGUACAUCGUGUCCAGUAUUCCCAGGAGCACUGGGAUGUCUGAGACCAGCGACUCUGCUCCUUCCACCUUGCAGGUAUGA
Syngnathus acus (greater pipefish) is the source of this 2394-nucleotide messenger RNA. Its product is annotated as protocadherin alpha-C2-like. NCBI's taxonomy places the organism in Eukaryota, Metazoa, Chordata, Actinopteri, Syngnathiformes, Syngnathidae. The transcript has a single exon. Gene Ontology annotation, biological process: homophilic cell-cell adhesion. Bases 1 to 2394 code for a protein of 797 amino acids. Gene Ontology annotation, cellular component: plasma membrane. Gene Ontology annotation, molecular function: calcium ion binding. The record is from RefSeq and is a predicted model, not a curated record.